Messenger RNA from Humulus lupulus (European hop), 1949 nucleotides. RefSeq lists its product as uncharacterized. NCBI's taxonomy places the organism in Eukaryota, Viridiplantae, Streptophyta, Magnoliopsida, Rosales, Cannabaceae. The record is from RefSeq and is a predicted model, not a curated record. The coding region runs from base 279 to 1490 and encodes 403 amino acids. The transcript is spliced from 5 exons.
ACUAUCUGUGACACAAAAAACCAGACAUAGCCAAGGGACCCACCCCUCUCUCUGUUCCUGUCCCUACGUUAACUUCUUAGGCCCCCUUCUUCCUCUCCUCACUCAAAACCUUAAUAAAAGCUUUCUUCUAAUCUCUAAACUCACUCUUAUCGGAGCAGUAGUAGUGGUGUCGUGUGAUGUGGUGAUCAUAAUAUCAUAUCAUCAAAACCCCACCUGACUUUUCGGCUUAACUUUUUAUUUUUUCUGGUGUCUGGUGAAUUUAAACAAGUUUUGUUAUUAUGAUGGCUGUUGACCUACACCGUGGUGGGGAGUUAUUGCUCUCUUCUUCCUCUUCUGAUCAGUUCCUCCUCUCUGACAUUAAUGACGACGGAUUUAGUUUCUCAGAAAUAUUAGGCUUCCACCCUUCAAAGCCUUGGCAACAUAGUUUUGAUGAUCAGUCUUCCAGUAACGGGUUUUCCUCGCCGGUGAGUUCUUCGCCCGAUCAAUCCGAGACUGACCAGAAAGACGAUUAUUGCAUUGCCGAGUUGACUCGUGAUCAGAUGAUUCACGACUUGUUUGAUCCCGACGAUGACAAACGGUGUCGUUUCCCUGGCUUAAUUAGUAGUCCAGGAAAGCUGAACAAGACAAGGGAUUUCAGGGGAUGGGGUUCGAAUAUGACGCGCGUCGGGGCCUGGUCGCUGUUAGGGUCGAGCUAUGGAAGCCCAGAAAUGUCUUCUCAGGAGCCAACGCCCGUGGUCGAAAAACGGCAGUUCCCUUGGGAUUACAGCAGUUUCGAGAUAACAUCAAAGCUGGAAGACUUGAAUAUAAGCAACGAAGGGUCGAAACACUUGACGAGUAAUCAAAAUCAGAGCUUACCUACUUCAAACCUAACAACUUCAGGAUUUCGCCGUAACCAACCUCAAACUAUUGAUCAAAUUCAAGCUAUUCGUUACCGAAAGCUGAAAGAAGAGCUGAUUCCAAAGCAAAAAAGCUCAGGAAAGAGAGUAACACUAAAUCAAGAGCAAAAUCACCAUCUUCCAUUCGUGAAAAAGGACCGACCAACUCCAAAUCGUCACCCUUGGGUUUCUCCGGUUAACCCGAAGCAGCUUCAGCAGAAGCAACCAAUGGGUUCGGGUAUGAGGGCGGUUUUCCUUGGCGGGUCGGGUUCAGCAAGUGGGUCAAGUGGGACCGGAGUAUUCUUACCGGGUGUAAUGGGCGAAACAUCACAGUCUCGCAAAAAGAGAGGAUGUUCACCAGUUUUAAUACCAGCAAAAGUAAUGCAGGCACUGAAAGUUCACUUUGACCGGAUGGAUAAUAACAUGUCUGGACAAAACACCACUGAUUUCUUCCCUGUACAACAACACGAUAUUAUUAUUAAUAGCUCAAAGAGAAAUGGGAAUAAAUAUUCACAAAAGAAGGGACAGUCUAGGGCAGCGCCGGCCAUGCACCAGCACCAGCACCAGCACCAGCACCAGAACGAGAUGGGUCUUCCUCAAGAUUGGACUUACUGAAGAAAGUGUUGAACUUGUUCCUCUUGGCUCUGCUAAGCACAGUCAGCUUAUUAUAGUGAUAAUUAAUGGUGUUUUUUGUUCUUUAUAGGUUGAAACAAUAAAAAGGGUCCAGUACAGAAUAAAGAGGAAGAAAUAUAAGGAAUGACACUUGUGGAUCGAAUACAGGGAAUCCAAUAGAUAAAUAUUAGGUGAAGUAGGAGAAAUAAGUACCAAACUUGAAGAAUGCAUCUUUUUUUUUUCUCAUUUUUUACUGCUUUUUUUUUUCUUCUUUUAAAUGUGGGUACUGGUAGUUCAUCUUUCUGGUGGAAGAUAGUUGUGGAAGAAAUAAAAGUGAAUUAGUGAAAUAUAUUGUUGUCAGAGAUGGAAGGGACUAGACUAUUUGGUCUAGUCUAUUAUUUUCGUUAAUUAAGGAUGCUUCUUACAUCCCUACUAAUAAAUACUAAUGAAUAUUCAGCUCUA